AAUAAGUUAAACAAGAUAAAGCAAGGUCAGAAUUCAUUUUUCACUUUUUACUCAAUUGUAUUUUAGUACCUUUUCUGAUCUCAGUGAAAAUAAACAAUAACGCAGAAUUGCUGCGCCUGUCAGAUUCGUGACUAGAGUGCUGUCCUUUGCCUGAAGCAGGCGUGCAGGCCGGUGAUCAGUCAUGCUGGCGGCUCGGACGGCGCUUGCAUCCCGGCGGCUCCUGUCAGCCUCGGCUUGCGCGCCUUGGCCGGACCAGCCCUGCCGGCGCUUCUGGGCCACGGAGCCUGUGCGGGCCGCCCAGCUGCACCCAGAGUGGGCAAAGCUGGCGAAGAAGCAACUGAAGGGGAAGGACCCCGAGGAGCUGAUGUGGCACACGCCGGAGGGCAUAUCCAUCAAACCCGUCUAUACCCGUGCUGACUCGAGUGGGGUGUCCGAUGAGCUGCCUGGGGUCUUUCCCUUCACCCGGGGUCCCUACCCCACCAUGUACACGUACAGACCAUGGACCAUCCGGCAGUAUGCGGGCUUCAGCACCGUGGAGGAAAGUAACAAGUUUUACAGAGACAACCUCAAGGCUGGACAGCAGGGUCUGUCUGUGGCUUUCGACCUGGCCACCCAUCGUGGCUACGACUCUGACAACCCUCGGGUGCACGGCGAUGUGGGGAUGGCGGGUGUGGCUAUAGACACCGUCGAGGACACCAAGAUGCUGUUUGACGGCAUCCCCCUGGACAAGAUGUCCGUCUCCAUGACAAUGAACGGGGCGGUCAUUCCCAUACUGGCCAUGUUUAUCGUGACUGGAGAGGAGCAAGGCGUUCCACCGGAGAAGCUCACCGGCACCAUCCAGAAUGACAUCCUCAAGGAGUUUAUGGUCCGAAACACCUACAUCUUCCCUCCGGAGCCUUCCAUGCAUGCCAUCGCUGAUAUAUUCGCCUACACUUCCAAGUACAUGCCCAAGUUUAAUUCCAUUUCCAUCAGCGGGUAUCACUUACAAGAAGCUGGGGCUGAUGCUGUCCUUGAAUUGGCUUAUACCAUCGCCAAUGGUCUGGAAUAUUGCCGUACUGGACUAACGGCUGGCCUCACCAUCGACCAGUUUGCCCCAAGACUGUCCUUCUUUUGGGGUAUCGGCAUGAAUUUUUACAUGGAAAUUGCCAAGAUGAGAGCUGGCCGACGACUCUGGGCCAGUCUGAUCAAGGAGAAGUUUCAACCUCAGGACUCCAAGUCACUGCUGCUGAGAGCUCAUUGCCAGACAUCUGGAUGGUCUCUAACAGAACAGGAUCCAUACAACAACGUGAUUCGCACCGUGAUCGAGGCCAUGGCUGCUGUUUUCGGGGGCACACAGUCCUUGCACACCAACUCGUUUGACGAGGCGCUGGGGCUGCCCACCAUCAAGAGCGCGCGAAUCGCCCGCAACACACAGAUCAUCAUCCAGGAGGAGUCGGGCAUCCCCAAGGUAGCUGACCCGUGGGGGGGGUCAUAUAUGAUGGAGUCCCUCACCAGUGACAUCUACAACGGUGCCCUCAAGUUAAUUAAUGAGAUCGAGGAGAUGGGCGGCAUGGCUCGGGCUGUGGCGGAGGGCAUCCCCAAACUGCAUAUUGAGGAGUGCGCCGCCAGAAGGCAGGCCAGGAUAGACUCAGGCUCUGAAGUCAUUGUCGGCGUCAACAAGUACCGGCUGGAGAAGGAGGAGACCGUGGAGGUUCUGGCCAUCGACAACACGGCCGUGCGCAACAAGCAGAUUGAGAAGCUCCAGAAGGUGAGGGAGAGCCGUGAUGCUGAGGCCGUCAGGAGGUGUCUGUCCGCUAUAGAGGAAUGCGCUCGCACCCGCAGCGGCAACCUGCUGGCUCUGGCCGUGGAGGCGGCGCGGACACGCUGCUCCGUCGGUGAGAUCACAGACGCCAUGAAGAGCGUUUUUGGCGAGCACAAAGCCAGCAGCCGCAUGGUGAGCGGAGCGUAUCGAAGUGAGUUUGGGGAGAACCAGGAAAUCACCGCUGCACACGGCAGGGUUUUGCAAUUUAAGAAGCACGAAGGCCGCAAUCCUCGCCUCCUAGUGGCCAAAAUGGGGCAAGACGGGCACGACAGGGGCGCCAAGGUCAUCGCUACGGGCUUCGCCGACCUGGGCUUUGAUGUUGACAUCGGGCCCCUUUUUCAGACCCCGUUGGAGGUGGCCCAGCAGGCCGUGGACGCAGACGUGCACUGUGUGGGCAUCAGCACGCUGGCCGCCGGCCACAAGACCCUCGUCCCUGAGCUGAUCGAGGAGCUGAGGAAUCUGAACCGGCCCGACAUCCUGGUCAUCUGUGGGGGGGUCAUCCCACCGCAGGACUACCCAUUUCUCUAUGACAAGGGAGUGUGUAGCAUCUUUGGUCCGGGGACAAGAAUCCCUCAAGCUGCCGUGGAGGUCAUUGACAACAUUGAGAAGAACCUGGAGAAGAACCGUCAGGCCUUGUGAUCAUUUCUCCAGAUGAAAGAAUGAAAAUCAUACGUUUUUCUGUGUGAUGCUUUCAGAAAUGACACUGCGACAUCCUGGAAAAAACUUCAAACACCGUGAUGUACUUCUCAGAUGAUUAAUACCACAGGUUCAUCAAUAAUGCAACACAAUCAAAAUAACAAAAAUUGUCUGAACUCAGAUGCCAUUUGUUCUUUUCAUUAUAAACACUCAGAAUGGAUCUAGAAUUGAAGUAAUGUUGCAGUUAUGUGACAGUAGUUAUCUUAAAUGUGUCUGUUUAUAUGAUAUGUUCUUUUUGUGAAGAAUGAUGCUUAUGUUCCUAGGACAUUAAAAGUGUAUUAUAAACCCA
Paramormyrops kingsleyae is the source of this 2786-nucleotide messenger RNA. RefSeq names its product methylmalonyl CoA mutase (gene mmut). Gene Ontology annotation, cellular component: mitochondrion; cytoplasm. Gene Ontology annotation, molecular function: metal ion binding; cobalamin binding; methylmalonyl-CoA mutase activity. The record is from RefSeq and is a predicted model, not a curated record. Lineage: Eukaryota; Metazoa; Chordata; Actinopteri; Osteoglossiformes; Mormyridae.